This is a messenger RNA of Misgurnus anguillicaudatus (oriental weatherfish), 3819 nucleotides long. It is a transcript of the gene tmtc1, whose product is annotated as transmembrane O-mannosyltransferase targeting cadherins 1. Gene Ontology annotation, molecular function: protein binding; mannosyltransferase activity. Gene Ontology annotation, biological process: RNA processing; protein O-linked glycosylation via mannose. The record is from RefSeq and is a predicted model, not a curated record. NCBI's taxonomy places the organism in Eukaryota, Metazoa, Chordata, Actinopteri, Cypriniformes, Cobitidae.
GUACAUAGAUUUCAACAGCUUAUACACAUUCACACUCGGUGAUAUUACGCAUUCCGAGCCGAUACGCUGCUCGAGCUUCAGCGUACCUGACUAUGGCACGGCGGGUUUCGCCUCCUCUCUUUCAACCCCCUGAACAGCAUGCGAGUCGCGGACCGACAUGACAGCGAACAACCGAGCGACCAAAGCCGCCUCUCCUCCUCCACACCGGCGGCCGUGCGCGCUACCGAGGCAGGGAGCGGGAGUCGGGCUGCUCCGGUACGCGGUUCUGGUGGCGGUGUGCGCGCUCUGCUACAGUAACUCUCUCUGGGGAGAGUUUGUGCAUGAUGAUAUAUGGGCCAUCACCAAUAAUCCGGAUGUCAGACCGGGCUCGAGCCUGCGGAGCAUCUUUACUAAUGACUUUUGGGGCAAACGGAUGGCUGAUAACACGAGCCACAAAUCCUAUCGUCCCCUCUGCAUCCUCACUUUCAAGUUAAACAUACUUCUGGCCGGCAUGACCCCGUUCUACUUUCACCUGGUGAAUGUGUGUCUGCACUGCAUGGUCACGGCACUGCUCAUGCACACCUGUGAACAGUGUGUGUUCGAUGACGGCAACCUGUCCUUCCUCACCGCCCUCCUCUUCUCAGUGCAUCCCAUUCACACAGAAGCAGUGUCUGGGAUCGUUGGGAGAGCCGAUGUGUUAGCCAGCAUGUUGUUCCUUCUGACCUUUCUCUCCUAUAUUAGGAGUGUGUCAGUAAACAGAAUGGCUGACGCCUUUCCCCCGACAGUCUCGGUCCUGUCAUUGUCUCUCAGUCUGUUUCUGGGCACCUGCGCCAUGCUGGUAAAAGAGACGGGCAUCACUGUGUUUGGUGUCUGCGUCCUAUACGAUAUCCUGGUGAUCUGCCGUAAGCCCUUUAUCUUGCACUUGUCACACUCCAGGUUAAAGGAGCUCGUAAGAAAUUCCUCCCCAUUCAUCAAGCGUGCCUGUGUCGUCUCAUUACAUGUCAUAGUCAUCAUGUCUGUUCGCUUAUGGUUGAUGGGCGGCUCUAUGCCACUGUUUUCAGAGCAAGACAAUCCAGCAUCUUUCUCUCCGCACCUGCUCACAAGGUUUCUCACGUAUUGCUAUCUUCUCACCUUCAACGCCUGGCUCUUACUGGCACCCAUAGUGCUUUGCUAUGACUGGCAGGUGGGAAGUAUACCUUUAGUAGAAUCUCUGUGGGAUGGACGUAAUAUUGCAUCAUUGCUUCUGGCUCUGGUCAUGCUGGCGUUGAGCGUGACCUGUGUUACACAUCUGCAGAAGAUGGAAGGGAAGGAGGUAUUAGUGGGCGUCCUGUUCCUGGUCUUUCCCUUCAUCCCAGCCAGUAAUCUGUUCUUCCGUGUGGGAUUUGUGGUGGCGGAAAGAGUUCUCUACAUGCCCAGUAUGGGCUACUGUGUUCUGGUGGUCCAUGGGUUAAACAGAUUGUAUUCAGUGGUCAGUCGAUGGGGUGCAGCCGCUCUUACUGUGUCCAUGCUGGUUGUUCUUCUUCUCUUCUCCUGGAAGACCGUCCAACAGAAUGAGAUCUGGCUCUCCAGAGAAGCCUUGUUCAGGUCUGGCAUUCAGACGUUACCUCACAAUGCUAAAGUUCAUUACAACUAUGCCAACUUCCUAAAGGACAGAGGGAGAAACCAAGAAGCCAUUUACCACUAUAAAACCGCCCUCAGUCUGUACCCACGACAUGCCAGCGCUCUGAAUAAUCUCGGCACUCUGACUCAACAGGCUGAGGAGGCUGAAAUUUAUUACAGGAAAGCGCUGGACAUUAACCCUCAACACAACAGAGCUCUGUUCAACCUUGGAAACCUCCUUAAAUCACAGGGGAAGGAGGAAGAGGCCGAGAGGAUGUUACAGGAGUCCAUUCGGUUUGGUCCACAUUUCGCUGAUGCGUACUCCAGCCUCGCCUCUUUGUAUGCUGACCAGGGACGUUCAAAAGAAGCAAAUGAGAUUUACACAAAGGGUAUUGAGAACUGUCCAGAGAGUUCUGACCUCCAUAAUAACUAUGGUGUGUUCCUGGUAGACACAGGUCACGGGGAGCGUGCAGCGUUUCAUUACCAGGAAGCUGUCCGUCUUAAGCCGGCUCACUAUGUUGCCAUGGUGAACCUGGGCCGCCUUCUUCGCUCCUCCAAUGACAAUAAAGAGGCGGAACUGUGGUACAAAAGGGCUCUGCAGGUGGUUCGUAAAGUGGAUAUCUUGACCCCUCUUGGGGCUUUAUACUAUAACACGGGUAGAUAUGACGAAGCCCUGGAGGUGUACAAAGAAGCAGCCACGUUGCAGCCGGACAGUACUGAUAUCUGGCUCGCUUUGGCGCAGGUUUUAGCCAUGGCGGGCCGAUCUACAGAGGCAGAGAAAAUGACAAUGGGCAUUAUUUCAAAGACGAGCAACUGCAUUGAAUGUUACCGCUUGCUGUCCGCCAUCUACAGCAAACAAGGCAACCACACAGAGGCUUUAGAUGCUUUGAAAAAAGCCCUGCGGCAUAAACCGUUAGACGCUGCGGUGCGGGCAGAGCUGCAUUUCUCCAUGGGUAACCAGCUCAGAGAGAUGAAUGAUCUUGACCAAGCCUUCCAGAGCUACAAGCUUGCUGUUGAGCUGAAACCCGACCAAUCGCAAGCUUGGAUGAACAUGGGCGGCAUUCAACAUAUCAAGGGAGACUAUGCUGCAGCAAGAAUGUACUACCAAAGAGCCCUUUUACUCUCACCCGACUCAAAACUGCUGAAGGAAAAUCUGGCCAAGCUGGAUAGACUGGAGAAAAAAAUACACGGGACCUAAAGGAAUGACGUGACUUGAGCUAUUGGCCAAAUCACAGAAGAAAAGUGACCAAGAGAGAUGGGUGGGCGUGGGGCAAACUAAGACAUGCAAACUACAGCUUUCAGGACUCAGGAGAUGAUAAAUGGCUGCUCCCAGCCCUCCAGACUCUAUAAGAAUUGAACCAAUCCAAAUGGCUGAUGUUUUUAAGCCUCUCCAUCCAGGGCUGGACCGCACAGAUACCUCUGACCUCAGCGCAUCACCGCAGUUAUCUCACGGACCCACAUGUCCUCCGCACCAGUGUCCACGUGUGUUGUACCCAAAGCCUUUUUACUCUUUAUGAAGUGUUUGGAUGAUGAGAGCCUCUCUAUGACUUGACUAGAUUGAAGGGUCCACUUUAGAUAAUGGGGCUUUUUUAAAUCUGCACCUUUCAAGUGUUAAAACAGAAGAGGGUUUUUUUGGGAUCCAACGGCUGGCUCUCGACAAAACAGCCGUUCCGCUCGACCGCCGAGGCUCGAUCGGCUUCACUGAUUGCAAAGCCUCGGAAAGCAUUUCAGACCAAAUACUCUGUUAGAGAUGACUGAUGCUUCUGUGGGUGGUCUGCUUAUAUUCUGCAUCCACUUGUUUCAGUUCUUACAAGCAUUUUGUGAGUGAUUUAAAUGAAGGAAAACGUGUUUUAUCAUGUUAAUAUUUGAUCUUUUUUGUUAUACAUGCUAUUAUUGUUGAAUGUAUUGUGAACUAAAGGCAUAUUGACCUGUGCAGUGAAUUACAUAUCAAGAAUCCUCAUAUAAGCUGUAAUACUGAAGACUCUUAAUAUUCAAAUCACAACAUAUCCUUGAACUGUGUCACCACGUCAUUAAAUGGAUUUUAAUCUGUUUUUAUUGGUGGCCAAAAUUUGUCAUGCGGUACUUUCGAUUGUGCCGUAAUCUUUGCACUUACAUUUGGUUGCCAUAGAAACAGUCAUCAAGAACAUUUCUUGAAUUCAGCAGCCGUGCUAAACAUGUCAUACCAAGAAACCAAUGAGAAGUAAUGUAUCAUUAUUUAAUAAAUAUCAUCCAGUAUCUGUG